AUGUCGCGGACAUCAAAAGACACGCAAAGGGAGAACCCACACAUGGACUUGGAUCCGAGAUAUGACGACUAUGACUUUCCGACCACUGCCCCGGAGGCCCAGCCCGGACAUCCAGGCCAUACGACGAAGGAGCAAGAUGCACAAGUGCACCAGCUGAGAGCCAUGCUGGAACAACUAGGCUACAAGGAGAGGCUGGACACGUUGACUCUACUACGGUUCCUGCGGGCACGAAAGUUCAAUGUCGAGGCCGCUAAGCAGAUGUUCAUCAAAAACGAGCAGUGGCGCAAGGAAUUUGGCGUUGAUGAUCUCGUUCGCAACUUUGAGUACACCGAACGUCCGCAAGUAUUCCAAUACUACCCGCAGUACUACCACAAGACCGAUAAGGAUGGCCGGCCGGUAUACAUCGAGCAAUAUGGCAAAAUCGACUUGAACGCCAUGUACAAGAUUACAACCGCAGAACGUAUGAUUCAGAACUUGGUCGUGGAGUACGAAAAGGUGGCCGACCCACGUCUUCCGGCGUGCAGUCGCAAGGCGGGUAAGCUUCUCGAGACUUGCUGCACGAUCAUGGACAUGAAAGGCGUUGGUGUGAGCAAGAUCCCAUCCGUCUACGGUUACCUCAAAUCGGUCAGUGCCAUCUCGCAAGAUUAUUAUCCCGAGCGGUUGGGCAAGCUGUACAUCAUCAACGCUCCUUGGGGCUUCAGCAGCGUGUUCAGCUUCAUCAAAGGCUUCCUCGACCCCAUCACCGUCGCCAAGAUCCAUGUGUUGGGGUCAAACUAUCUGCCUGAACUGUUGAAGCAGGUGCCUGCAGAAAAUCUUCCCAAGUCAUUGGGCGGGACGUGCGUGUGCGAAGGCGGGUGCGAGUAUAGCGACGAAGGUCCUUGGAAAGAUCCGAAAUACGCACGGCCGCCGAAAUGGGCCAAGCAGGAUCCAGUUACGGGCAAGGACGCUGCAAAUGUCGUCCAGCCGGCGCCUACCGAUGGCGCUCAGGAUCCUUUGAGCUCGUCCAAGCCGGCCCCAUCGUCAGCACCGGUCGAGGCGGAGAACGCUCCGGCCGAGGGACCCAAGAUGCCUCUGGCGGACGCUUAA
Molecule: messenger RNA, 1086 nt
Organism: Exophiala dermatitidis NIH/UT8656
Lineage: Eukaryota; Fungi; Ascomycota; Eurotiomycetes; Chaetothyriales; Herpotrichiellaceae
Exons: 3
Coding region: 1-1086 (361 amino acids)
Source: RefSeq, a predicted model, not a curated record